UCUUCUACACCCCCCCCCCUACAACUCCAUGUUCUCCAAUUGAAUCUCUUAUUUUUCCUUAAGCAAUUGCAUUUAAUGCACAUUCAUUCCCUUGUUACUACAAAUAUACUUCUUCUUGUGCUGCUACCAUAUCGUCACUUCAUUUUCCUUAACCCACAACAAAAGUUUUAUUAGCUCAAAAUUUCACAAGCAUCUUUGUCUUAAAAUGUCAUCAAGUGAAUACAUUCUUCUUUUAUUUCUUUUCUUUUCCUUGCAUGCAUGCAAUGCUCGGCAGCAUCCGAGUUCUCUAGAUAAGAUCGAGAAGAAACCUCACUUCUCCCUUAAGAUUGUUGAGAAAAACGGAUUUGAUUCCUUUCUGAAGAAGGUUAAUGAAGGCGAUAAUAAAAUGAAAACUCAAAUUGUUGAUGAUUCAGAGAAGCCGAAACACCGAAGGAGUACCAACCAGAGGAUGUUGAAAGGUGUGGGAAAAAUUUCAAUUGGUUUACAAAGUAAAUCACAAGUUUCAGUUUCAUCAUGGCGUGUGCCACACAAGAAGCAUAGUGAGAAGCAUCCUGGAUUUAAUUUGGACUAUUCACCACCUAAGACACAUCCUCCUUCUCACAACUAAGAAUUAAUAUGUUAUGAUAUGAUCCCUAGUUAGUUAUAAACUGAAUAUUUAAAACAAUGCAUACACAAAGCCUAGCUAUGAUCUAU
This is a messenger RNA of Trifolium pratense (red clover), 693 nucleotides long. Its product is annotated as root meristem growth factor 10. The record is from RefSeq and is a predicted model, not a curated record. Bases 206 to 607 code for a protein of 133 amino acids. The transcript has 2 exons. Lineage: Eukaryota; Viridiplantae; Streptophyta; Magnoliopsida; Fabales; Fabaceae.